Messenger RNA from Pungitius pungitius (ninespine stickleback), 6474 nucleotides. It is a transcript of the gene apbb2b, whose product is annotated as amyloid beta (A4) precursor protein-binding, family B, member 2b. Gene Ontology annotation, biological process: regulation of DNA-templated transcription. Gene Ontology annotation, cellular component: cytoplasm; nucleus. NCBI's taxonomy places the organism in Eukaryota, Metazoa, Chordata, Actinopteri, Perciformes, Gasterosteidae. The record is from RefSeq and is a predicted model, not a curated record. The transcript has 18 exons. Gene Ontology annotation, molecular function: transcription factor binding; amyloid-beta binding. Bases 368 to 3091 code for a protein of 907 amino acids.
AGCGGAAUCUGGGAGGGAGGAGAAAGGAACAAGUCGAGAGAAAACCGAGGGGAGGAGAGAGAGGAAUUAAAUACGAGAACGCACUGUGGAGAGGAGGUGAGCGAUGUGCUACGCCGAGUAUUUCAUCUCUAACACGGGCAGUCACUGUCGUCGCAGUCGUCCCCCGCCUUGAACCGGAGUGGGAACGACAACGCUGCCUCGCUGAAGCCUCUGUGAUUGGAUGAGAAAGAGACAGCCCCCGGCUACCAGUAUGGACGCGCGACAUCCCAGAGUUUCCCACAAUCCUUAGAUCCGCAGCUGAGUCCAGUGAUCCCUAAACGCCGGUCCACGACUGAUCUCCUGUCAGGUGACCCCGCCACGUGCCGCCAUGAUGUCGGUGGACGUGACCAACCGGAACUGCCCGGCCGCCACGCCUCCCACCUCGCUGAGCCUCCGCUCCUCCCACAACCAGCUGCUGAGCGCCGGCGACGUGGUCCGCCAGGGCUCGGCCACGCCUCCAAAGUGUCGCAAAAAGUACGCGCUCACCAGCAUCCAGGCCGCCAUGGGCCUCGGGGAGGCCGCGCCGCCGUCCUCGUCUUCCUCCUCGCCCUCUUCCCCGCCGGUGUCCCCGACCCCCAGCAAUCCCAAACUGGCCAAGAACGGCUUGAACCAGCUGCGCAAAGCCACCCGGGACCUCAACAAGAACGCCACGGACCCGGAACCCGAGGCCACGGCGGACGAGCUCAACGUCAACGAGGGCGAGGAGGAGGAGGAGAGUCAUGCACUCACCAACAACGACCGGGAGGAGGAGGACGAGGAGGAGUUUGAGCUGCUGUCGAACGCCGACCCCGAGCCGAAGAGCGAGUCGGACAUGGACUGUGACGUCAGCGCGCCCACCGAGCUCAACCUGCAAGAUGUCGACUUGAACAUUGACACGGAGGAGAGCGACGACAUCAGCAUCCUGUCCGAGAAGGACGUGAUGUCAAAGAUGAAGAUCCAGGAGCGCGGCGACACCGAGGCGGCGCCGGCGACCGAGGAGGUGGAGGAGGAGGAGGAGGAGGAGGAGGAGGGAGGCGAGGAGAAGAAACCCCUGCUGGUGAUGCGCGGCGAGUCUCCUGUGCAGAAGCUUGACAAUCCACCGGAGGCGGAGCUCAUCUCCGACCUCUGCUCCAACCUCAAGCUCCUCAGGUCGGGCGGCAAGGACUCGCCGCUGCCCCCUCUGCCUUCGCCACCCAAGCACGCCAGCCCGGAGGACGCGCCGCUGCUCUCGGUGGCCUCCCGCUCGUCCUCCUGCUCCUCCUCCUCAUCGCCGGAGACGAAGAAGGACAGGCGGACGGGGGCCAAGACGGACUGCGCUCUGAACCGCAUCCAAAACCUGAACCCUAGCGACGAAGAGUUGAGUUGGACCCCGCUGUCGCAGGAGAGCCACUCCCCGGAGGAGACAGAUAUCUGGAGUGAGCAGUCGUUCCAGACAGACACGGACCUCCCCCCAGGAUGGAAGAAGAUCACGGACAUGGCCGGCGUCUACUACUGGCACAUCCCCACUGGCACCACCCAAUGGGAGAGACCCGUGGCCAGCAUGGCACCCCCGGGACAGACCGAGCCCCCGGGCGAGCAAGCGGCCUCCGCGUCACGCAAGAACUCCCUGGGCUCCCUCAGCCCCUCGCCCACCCCGGACCACGAGGCGUGCCAGGCGGAGGUCUUCUUCAGGGGCUCGACCCGCUCGGGCAGCACCACGUCCGACAGCUCGGUGGAGCCGCUCUCCGCCCACGAACCCGGACUCUCCACGUGUGGGUUCGUCAACAGCUGCUACUUUCCUCGCUCCUCACCUCUGCAGGGGAUGCCCGAUGCAGAGUGUCGCUCCCUGCUCCUUGAAGACGAGGACAAGAAACAGGUGUGGAGUGAUUUUGGCGGAAAGAUUGAUAGUGAGGUGUGGAAGGACCUGCAAGCGGCCACAGUGAACCCCGACCCCAGUCUGAAGGAGUUUGAGGGCGCGACGCUUCGCUACGCAUCGCUCAAGCUAAGGAACCGUCCAGCAGUGGAAGAAGAGCGGUCCAGCAGCGCUAACAGAGACCCAGAGACAAAAUGUUUCGCUGUGCGCUCGCUGGGAUGGGUGGAGAUGGCCGAGGACGACUUGGCCCCCGGAAAGAGCAGCGUCGCCGUGAAUAACUGCAUCCGGCAGCUGUCCUACUCCAAGAAUGACAUUCGAGACACCGUCGGCAUCUGGGGAGAGGGGAAGGACAUGUACCUGGUGCUGGAGAACAACAUGUUGAACCUCGUCGACCCCAUGGACCGUGGCCUUCUUCACUCUCAGCCAAUCGCAAGCAUCCGUGUGUGGGGUGUCGGCCGGGACAACGGCAGGGACUUUGCAUAUGUGGCACGGGACAAAAACACCAGGAUCCUGAAAUGUCAUGUGUUCCGCUGUGACACUCCGGCCAAAGCCAUCGCCACCAGCCUGCACGAGAUCUGCUCCCGGAUAAUGACAGAGCGAAAGAAUGCCAAAGCGAUGGCGGGCUCUCUGCAGGACAGGAUGCAGGCCGGGAUAGAUCUCCCUUUACAAGCAGAGUUCCCCACACCAAAGACGGAGCUGGUUCAGAAAUUUCAGGUGCUCUACCUUGGGAUGCUGCCCGUGGCUAGACCAAUAGGCAUGGAUAUCCUUAACGGAGCUAUAGACAGUCUGAUUGGCUCCUCCAACAGAGAGGACUGGACCCCUGUGGCCCUCAACGUGGCCGACGCUACGGUCACCAUCAGCAAAGACGAGGACGAAGAAGACGUGCUGGUCGAGUGUCGCGUUAGAUUCUUGUCUUUCAUGGGCGUCGGGCGGAACGUGCACACCUUCGCCUUCGUCAUGGACGCUGGCGGCCAUCGCUUCGACUGUCACGUCUUCUGGUGCGAGCCCAAUGCCGGGAAUGUGUCGGAGGCUGUGCAGGCGGCUUGCAUGCUGCGGUAUCAGAAGUGUUUGGUGGCUCGACCCCCCUCCCAGAAGGCCUGCGGCUCGUUGCCCCCAGGUGACUCAGUGUCGCGUCGGGUAUCGACCAGCGUGAAGAGAGGCGUCCUGUCCCUCAUCGACACCCUCAAACAGAAGAGACCCGUCACAGAGCUGCCGCAGUAACACCCGCCUGCCAAAACCCAGAGUUGCCAUGGUAACAAGUCGCCCCACCGCCCGAACCCAUUGCCACCGCCAGACCCCAGUAACAAUGGAAACACACCGAACCACGGGGUUGAUUUUGUGGAAACGCCUUUGCAAAGUUCUUUGCUUUCUCUGAACUACAGUUGGAAUUUUGCCUCAAGAGUUUAUCGGCUCUGGGGCAAAAUUCAAAUUUCUUCGGUGAAAUAUGAGAUGAAUGAAUGAAAAGACUGUAAUCCACAUCGAGAAGGACCAACCACGGAGAAACACGCGAUGUGGUGGACGUGUACAUAGAAGUGACUCUCACCCCCCUCAGUGCAGAGGAGGGAGGUGAAGAUGGAGAAAAGCAAGAGGGAGUGGACAUGAGCGAGCUCCUCACUCCCCUCAUUGUGCUCUUAUUGUAGAAGUGUCUGUGCCGCCAGCAUGACCUCGCACACCUGGCCACACCCACCCCCCCCUCCCCAUGUCACUCACCUGGUUGUAUUGUCUUUAGUAGCUGUUUCCCCCUCUGCCCCUCUGUCUUAUGGCCCAUGUGGACUAUAACCAGUAGGGACAUGGAAGGACGCAUUCGUAAUGAGUAAAAGAAGGAAGCUGCUUCCGACUAAAAAGAUUAGGUCGUCAGUCUACACACACUAACCCGAUCCUGCAUGAUCGUUCUGUAUCAAAGUGAACCAUUCUAGACCAUGUAGAUACGCUGCUGCUGCUUACAGGAGGAUUUGAAAUCCGAAGCCAAGGUGUUUUUUUUUGUAUUUCUCUUGUUUCUUGUAAGCUGUGCAAGGGUCGGCGUGGAGGGUCUAAACGAGCGGUGACCGUUCACCCGAAACAUCCUGCAUGCACUUCCUGUUUACCGUUGUUUUUUUUGUUUUUUUCUUUCGUUAGCCAUUUGGGAAAACGAUAGAGGAUAGCCAUAACAGAGAAGGAGUCACAGGGAUGGACUGAUUUUUUUUUUUUUUAAAUCACCACUUCAUGUACACUUAUGAAGACAGGAGAAAGGCUCCAGAUUUGUCUGAUUUUCAAGAGGGCAGCCAAAAAAAGAAGAGAAGUGUUGACUCAAACCAACGAGACUCUCCCAGGCGGCCAUCUUUGUGUGUCCACGGGACUCUUCACUCGUAUGCACCUUCUCAUUUGUGGUCCUCAUUGCCUUCUUCUUACUGUACCGCUGCUUUCAUCAGUGCCACUGCCUCCGUUUCCUCUCACAAAUAUCAAUUGAACUAGCUCUUCGUCAUUGCAUAUCUGACAAGUGUGGAUGCGUGGUACUAGCUAUCUAAGUCUAAUAUAACUAAAAUCAUAGAGGUAUGUUCUCUUUGAAUGUAAGGCAGAAGACUAAUGCCUAGCUAGUACAACCGAUCGUUAGCUAACACCCUUCAAUCCAACGCGUUUAGGGACUUUACCAACCUGUCUGCCAGGCUUUAGGAUUGCUCCUCAUGGUGGAAGGGCUGUAGGAAGGUCUUUUCUUUUUCUUAUAUCAAUUUUGCAAAUCUAAUAAUAACAUUUUCAAAGUGUUCUGAUUAAUGUAAACUGCAGUUGUUAGCAUGUCGGACUAAUAGUUUACUGUAGCUGGCUAGCUAUAUUUAUGGGUUUAGAGUUUACAUAGGAAAAAAAAAGGAAAGCAUAUUUGUAUCAUCUUUGUUGUGCUGCCUGCUGGAUUUGAGGAAGUUUACACCCAGCAACGAGAACCAAACGAGUGGUUGGUUCAGCUAGAAGCCUGAACCUCUUUCACGAGUAACGUUGUGCUGACUAAGCAGCCCUACAGGGCUUGGUUCAAAGGAAAUAACACUAAAUUGUUUGUUUUUAGCUAAUGUUGUAGUAAAAGUAUUGAUGGAAAUGAUCAUCGUGAAAUGUUUUCAGGGGAUUCACGGUGUUAAAGUAAAGGUUAGCUCCUUACCUUUCGCGCCAAAUACGGUUUUAAUUGUGAAAGUUAAAAUCUCCUUAACCAGAGUCGGUGAAAGGACGCUAACGGUGGUGAAUCGGCCGUGCGCUGGUAUUGCCCUAAACCGCUUUGACGUCGGAAUGCUAAAUAUGUUUUUUUUCUCGGAGAUUCAACAUUGGUUAAAGGGUCGCCAAAAUGACCAUCAAUGUCGUCAACAUACCUGUGACCCUAAUUCUGUCCUUCAACACCUCCAGUGCAAUAAAAGCUCUUUCAUCAUCACCCCAGCAUUAACCGUCGGCCAAAAUCGGAAAUACACAUUUGUCUCCGAGGGUUUUACAGUCUGUACACGUGCGCCAACCUCUGUCCCGAAACCCUCGCAUCAGCACAAAACGCGUUUAGCAUGACGUGGCAGAUUUAGCGUUAGCUUAAUUAGCUCGAUACCUAGCCAGCGAGUUGAUGAAAUCUGCUCGCGACAGUUUUCACAUUUUUGCCACUAAAAUCACGGAGGUUUGCAAAAUCUAUAUACAUACAUAAUACAUAUUUGUACUUUGCAAUGAAAACUUAAAAGUGAUUGUGAUGAAGUAGAGCUUGACAGUGUAGCAGCAGUUUCCAGAGGAAGCAACAUGCCGAGCUUUGAACCCGUUAACCUGUAGUGAAGAUAACCAGGAGCGUAAUGGACAUUCAGCCGAGGAUGAUGAAAUGUGAGCCAGAUAACCCAAAUGUUUGUGUACAAAACUUCAAAUCUAUUUUUGGCAUUAAUCAUCAUUAUAAGCUAUGUUUUCAUUUAUAAAUGUCUCAUUAUUUUCUUGUAAUGAAAUGCCUUCUUUUUGAUUACUCACCAAAUGGCCAAAGUGUAAAAUAGCGAUAUAAUGUUUCAUUGUAGAUAAGAAAAAAUGCCAGAGUGAAUAAUGAAACUAUGAGAGAUGAUUGGAAAGUUUCACAGUUGUCAAUUCCGUUUUAUGCUGAAUUUAACUGAGCAAUUAUCUAUGCAUUCUUUUGAUCUCGAGAAAAUGGAAAGUCGUGAAAAGCCUUGCAUGACCCCUUGGAUGGUUGGAAGAACGACUGUAUGUACUGAACAGAAAUAUUUUUUAUUUUAUUUAUUGUAUUUUAUAAAGGUAUAUACUGAUUUUAUUAGUUGGGGCAACAAACGUCUUGACGCUGUGUCAUUGUCUCAGUUCCCGUUUUACUCACAACGCUACAACGAGCUCCUUAUCGCAAGAAAAAAGGCGGAUACAGGAAUAUAUCUUCACCUUGUAAAGUGUACUGAGAGCCGGGAGUCCACUGUGGCUCUUUACCGGUUAGUAGAAGUCAAGAGGAAGAGGUGGAAGGUGAUUAACAAUGGCGGACAUCCGGCGUCUCCGUCAAGCCCACUUGCUUAAACGACAACAAACGCACACCUUUCUCACAGAUGGAUGCGUCAGCUUCUGUUUGCUGUUCACCUGUUUGUACACUUUGUCAAUGUAAUCAAAUGUGAGAAUAAACAGCAUAAUAAAACGGA